This is a messenger RNA of Alternaria ventricosa, 1530 nucleotides long. RefSeq lists its product as uncharacterized. Lineage: Eukaryota; Fungi; Ascomycota; Dothideomycetes; Pleosporales; Pleosporaceae. The transcript is spliced from 3 exons. Bases 1 to 1530 code for a protein of 509 amino acids. The record is from RefSeq and is a predicted model, not a curated record.
AUGACAGAACCUCCACCUUUCGUGUAUGAUCCGUUGCCCGCAGGCUACAUCCGUCUGCUUACGCCUACCCCCAGCGAAGCCGCCGAUGGCCACACCUGGAAGAUACAAACGGUUGCUCUCGACCGACCCGACUUGGAAUUCGAUGCGCUUUCUUAUGUAUGGGGCUCAGACUCUGAGCGUCUCCGCAUUACCCUGAACGGUUGCGCUAUGCAAGUGCAUCGCAAUCUGUAUAUUGCACUACCGUACCUUGCUCGCCGCGGAGAUGGUGGACCAGUGCGGCCGAUUUGGAUCGACGCCAUCUGCAUCAACCAAGCAGACCGUGAAGAGAAGAUGGUGCAAAUUCGGGAGAUGAACCGCGUCUACAAGCAGGCGAAAAGAGUCUGGGUUUGGCUUGGUAUUACAAAGCACCAAGACCGCAUUCCUGACGCUCUCCGUUUUCUUGAGAACCUGCGCGAUGAGAAAGAAGGGCAACAGCACAGAAACAUUGACGAACUUUAUGGGAAGUUGUCCUUCGAUACCUUGGAUGCAAAGCCCGCGCUGUGCCACGUCGUGCUCAACGACUGGUUUGGAAGACUAUGGGUCCUACAGGAGGCGGCAUUAGCGCGAGAAGUCACCUUCCUCUGCGGCGACAGUAAAUGCAGCUGGGAACUCAUGGAGAAUGCGAUGAAGGAUGCAGUGCUUUGCCAAAUCUUUGACAAAGAAUUCGAUGGGGUUAAAAAUCCUUUGCCUUUGCCUGAUGAGCCUCUGGUGCUAACGGGCAAAAUACACGAUGAAGUCGUCAAGGUGUUCGCAAUGAUGCCAUUCCCUGAUUCUAGCCAACACAACAUCCGAUCAGAACAGAGAGAAAAACUGCUGGCUAUCGCGAAUUGGGAACAGACGAUCGCUGCUGGUAUGGAUGAUCCCACGUUGACACGGCCACGAGCGGGAAUUGGAAGCGAUAGAAUCCAUGAAGAAUACUGGCGUGCGCUAGUAGACAACCAAGAGCCCGGGCGUUACCUAGACCAGACUAUAAAACACGAUUGGUAUCUUGACUUCCAGACAAUGGGACGGCGACUGAGAGGCGUCGAUUUAAACCCAACAGCCCUGAAAGCAAAGUCAGAUCAUGUAGACCUUGAGUCUGGCACCUCUAUAAACGUUUCUGAACAGUUUCUUGAAGCAGAAGACCAAUGUGCAAACGCGUAUAAGUUCAUGGAGGCCAUGCAGAAGGUCAGUUUCAGGCAGCUCUUCAAGACCAAAAAAGGGCAUCUCAGCUCGACGAUUCCGGGAGUGAUGCCUGGUGAUGUUCUGAUAGCGAUGAAUGGGGCGCCAAUACUGCACGUGAUCAGGAAAGUCAAUGCUGCUGUAGACGGCGAACUGGAAAUUUGGGAGUUUGUAGGCGAUGCCUAUGUGUAUCCGCCGGACUGUGGGAACGACGAAGAGAGUAUUCUGGAAGAGGAACAAGUUAACGGAAAUCAUGCCGAGGAGAACACUCGAGCAGAUAGUAAUACUGAUAAGGCUGAUGACGAGGAGCGGGAGUUCGUGUUUGUAUAG